Opisthocomus hoazin is the source of this 785-nucleotide messenger RNA. Lineage: Eukaryota; Metazoa; Chordata; Aves; Opisthocomiformes; Opisthocomidae. The record is from RefSeq and is a predicted model, not a curated record.
GGAAAUUGCUAUAUACAAAUCUACCUCGGCUUUUUGACAAGCAGACAUGGCUGUCACACUGCAUACUGAUGUAGGAGAUAUUAAAAUUGAACUAUUCUGUGAGCGUACACCGAAGACUUGUGAAAAUUUCUUGGCUCUCUGUGCGAGUAACUACUACAAUGGCUGCGUAUUUCACCGGAAUAUAAAGGGCUUCAUGGUUCAGACAGGAGAUCCAUUAGGCACUGGGAAAGGAGGUAACAGCAUCUGGGGCAAGAAGUUUGAAGAUGAAUUCAGUGAAUACCUAAAGCACAGUGUCCGUGGGGUAGUUUCAAUGGCAAACAAUGGUCCGAAUACUAAUGGGUCACAGUUCUUCAUCACUUACGGCAAGCAACCGCACCUAGACAUGAAGUACACUGUGUUUGGAAAAGUUAUUGAUGGCUUGGAGACCCUGGAUGAGCUGGAGAAGCUGCCUGUGAAUGAGAAAACUUACCGACCUCUUAAUGAUGUUCGCAUUAAAGAUAUUACAAUUCAUGCCAACCCUUUUGCUCUGUAGCCACAGAGUGCCUCAACACAUUCGUUAGAGACUGGUCAGAUUGACUGCUGGAUUAUGGGGUUUAAUGUGUCAUUAAAAAGGGUUACUUCAGUUGGAUCAUAGCUUUGCUCAUUGAAUGCAGGAUUUUCAGGAGUUGUGACAUUGUUUGGGAGUUGUCACAAAGGAGUCUUGUGCUGUAGAAGUCAGUUUUUCCAGAGUAUCUUCCAGGAUUUUGAUUUUAAACAUUGGUUUUCAUACUUGUAAAAUAAGAAAA